CUUUUGAUUCAUAACAAUUACUGGAUAUGUUCAUGGGGCUUUUAUCCUUGGGGUAUUUCAAACAUGAGCAAGUUAGUGUAAAUUUUGAUUUCAUUUUAACAGUGUUCUAGACUUUGUGAAUUUAAAAGCAUUUGAUCAACACUGAAGACCAAAUAUGAUCCUCAUCUCGGAUGAAAAACGACAUUUUGUUUUUUACUUGUCUCUUGGCCUCUUGAGUUUUCUACAGUUUACCGAAUGUGAGAAAAUUAGGCUGGUCGGACCUUCACGUUGCUCUGGUAGAGUGGAGAUCUUCUACCAAGACAGUUGGGGAACUGUCUGUGAUGAUCAGUGGAGCAUUGCCAAUGCUGAGGUGGUGUGUCGAGAGCUAAGCUGUGGGACAGCUAUGGAGGCCAAAAAAGGUGCUUUCUUUGGACAGGGAAAGGAUGAGAUCUGGUUGGAUGACGUACAGUGUGUUGGACAUGAGUCUUCCAUCCUUAAGUGUCAACACAGACCAUUUGGGCAAAAUAACUGUGGCCAUAGUGAAGAUGCAGGAGUGGUCUGUUCAGAACAUGUGCGGUUUACAAAUGGAACCACUCGUUGUAAUGGCAGAGCUGAAGUCUACAAUGAAGGUCAGUGGAAAAAAGUUUGCAAUGACUGGGGCAAAGAAGCAGCUCAGGUGGUGUGCCGAGAGGCCGGCUGCGGUGAUCCUCUCGCUCAGACCGAAACACCCUAUUUUGGAGAAGCACGUGACCUCACCGCAGUCAAAACCAUCUGCUCUGGAAAUGAGACCUCUGUCUCACAGUGCUCAGUUCUAAAAGUCAAUGAAAGUUGCGAUGAUGCUACUGUUGUCUGUGGAAACAGUCAACCCAUUCGGCUUGUGAAUGGGACUAAUCGCUGCUCUGGUAGAGUGGAAAUUUACUAUAGUUCACAAUGGGGAACAGUCUGCGAUGACAGAUGGGGGAUGCAAGAAGCAACUGUGGCAUGUCGAGAGAUGAACUGUGGGAAUGCUCUCGCAGUCAAGUACAAGGCUUACUUUGGGAGAGGCCAGGAACAGGUUUGGUUGGAUGAUAUUGAGUGCACUGGUCAUGAGAUGUCCCUUGCUCAAUGUCCUCACAGAGGUUUUGGUGAACAUGACUGUGACCACAGUGAAGAUGCUGGUCUCGUGUGCUCAGAAACAGUCAGAUUGAUUAACGGGACUGACGGUUGUUCUGGCAGACUGGAAGUUUUCCACGAUGGCCGAUGGGGGAAAGUUUGUAAUAAUAACUGGGGCCUUAAAGAAGCUACAGUUGUGUGUAAGGAGCUCAACUGUGGAGUGCCAGUAAAAUCCCAAAACAACGUCUUUUUUGGUGACAGUUCACUGCGAGGGUUCACAAGUAGAUGCACUGGUAAUGUGAGCUCUAUCAGCCAAUGUCAACUGCAAGAACACAUGGGAUCAUGUGCAGGUGUUUCUCUCGCAUGUGCAGGUCAACCACCACUAAGGCUUGUGAACGGCACUGACCGAUGCUCUGGCCGAGUGGAGAUUAUGCAUGACGGCCAGUGGGGAACAGUGUGUGAUGAUGAAUGGGACUUCAGAGAUGCUGAGGUGGUGUGCAGAGCCAUGGACUGUGGAACACCUCAGACAGCCAAAUCCAGUGCCUUCUUUGGUGAAGGCCAAGGAAUGAUCUGGCUUGAUGAUGUCAACUGUCUGGGUAAUGAGACGUCCCUUGUGCACUGCAGACGUCCCUCCUUUGGAGAAAAUAACUGUGGUCAUGGUGAAGAUGCAGGAGUGAUUUGUUCAGCUACCAUUCGACUAAUCAAUGGGACUGACACAUGCUCAGGAAGGGUGGAGGUCCACCGUGGUGAACACUGGUCACCAGCAUUUAAUGUCAACUGGGGGAGGAAUGAAGCUACAGUGGUGUGCAGAGAGAUGAAUUGUGGAGAUCCUGUCAAGAUGUCAGGGUCAUUUGGUCAAGGUGGAGAUCUGAGAGGGUACGAGAUCCAUUGUAAUGGCAGAGAGACUUCUCUCACACAGUGCUCAUUUAGAGACUAUAGCAGAUCUGCCACGAACCGUGUUGAAGAAGCCUCUGUGGUAUGCUCAGGUAAUGUGAGAUUAACCGGUGGAUCCACUCGUUGUGAUGGAAGAGUAGAAUAUUUUGAUAAAAAACAGUGGGGGACUGUGUGUGCUGAAUCCUGGGACAUGAAUGAUGCAACAGUGGUGUGCAAACAGUUGGAUUGUGGGAGGCCCCAUAAGCUUACUCAGCUUGGCCCUGGAACAGGACAGACCUGGACGGAUCAAAUCGAAUGCAAUGGAAGAGAGUCUACAUUGACUCAGUGUCCACAAAGACCAUAUCCAGACAGGACUUGCAACAACACUGUAGUAGCUGGUGUUUCCUGCACAGGAAGCUUGGCUAUCCGGGUGGCUAACAGUAACGAUGAGUGCUCUGGAAGAGUGGAGGUCCGUCAUGGCGACCAGUGGCACACAGUGUGUGACACGGACUGGACUCUAAGUAAAGCUCAAGUGCUGUGCGAGGCUCUGGAGUGUGGACGUGCCAUGAAUGCUCCUGGUGCUGCUUUUUACGGCCCAGGCAGUGGGCCAGUGGUGGAGGCUAGCUCUUCAUGCUUUGAUAAUGUGACUUCUCUUCAGCAAUGCUCGAGCAAAGGUUUUACAAGAGCAACCUGCGGGCAUGAACAUGAUGCUGGUGUUCUCUGUGCAGCACAAGUCCGGUUGGUGGGUGGCUCAGGUGAAUGCUCCGGCAGAGUGGAGGUCUUCUAUAAAGGACAGUGGGGAACUGUGUGUGAUGACGAUUGGGAAAUGAGCGAUGCUGAUGUGGUAUGCAGACAGCUUGGUUGCGGUCAUGCUGUUUCAGCACCUACAAGUGCCCAUUUUGGUAGAGGCACUGGUCCAAUAUGGCUGGAUAACGUGGAAUGCUCAGGCCAAGAGUCUGCACUUUCACACUGUUCACAUCCUGGUUUUGGAGAAAAUAACUGUGGGCAUGGUGAAGAUGCCAGCGUUAUCUGCUUAGGUGCUCUGCAGAAGCCUGAAAUCACAAUCAACCCUGGGGUAGAGGUAAACUGGGGUGACAAAGUUGAAAUUACCUGCACGCUAGUAACAGAACACAUGGGCGGGACAUUUCUUCUGAAAAAAACCCAAGGGUCAUUUCAAAUGGAGAAAUUCUCAGAUCAAUCAUCUGCAACCUUUGUCUUCCCUAAAGUGGACUUUAGCCAAAAGGGUUCAUACUACUGUGAAUAUCAAAAGAAAAUGGCCAGUCAAAUCAUCUACUAUCCUCAAGGAAUUCCUGCUGACCUCUCUGUUGUAGUUAAACUGGAAAAACCCAGCAUCUCCCUGGUGUCCCCCCAUGCAAUGGUGAUCUACAGUCCCGACACAGUAUCAGUCACUCAAGGCAGCACCUUCUCCGUCACUUGUUCUAUUCAUUCCAUUUACUCUAAAGGUUUCUUCAGUUUGACAAAUUUAAACACGAACAAUACCAAAACAAUGACAGGAUUUGGCUACUCAGUCUUAUACCUGGCCACUUUUGAGCUCCCUUCAGUAGAUAUUAAAGACCAAGGAUCGUAUACUUGUCGCUACAGCGUUAACGUCUCCGCAAUGUCCUUCUCUUCUGCUCCUUCAAGGACCCUUUAUAUCUCCGUUACCUCAACCUCAUCUUCUUCAGUUGUCGCAGCUGUUGUGGGUGUGCUAGUAUUAUUGCUACUCCUCGUGGUUGUUAUUUUCCUGGUCUGGAGAAGGAAGUGGGGGGUUUCUGAAGUCAUUGUUCAGUUUAGUAACAGAUUUGGAGCAGCAAUAAAACAAGAAAUGGAGGACAAAACCACUGUAGCCCUUGAUGAAAGAGAGAGGAAUAACCAACUGUAUGAGCCAUGCACUCCCAGCCCAGAACAGAGUAAAACUGAUGCAGAUACUGAUAGCAAUGCUGAGAGAGCACCCGAAGACCUGGCUGGAAAAGUGUGUUAUGAGCUUGAACCUCUUGUUGUUUCAUGAUAACGUGUAUGAAAACGUAACCUCAGUAAUGUGGUUUUAGUAAAUAUAAAGAGGAGUAUAACAGUAGGCUGAAAAACAGAACUUUAGUGAAAUAUUUGCAAAAAGUUUCAUUUCUCUUUUUACAUUUAAACCACAUCCAUAGUGAUGUUGCAAUGGCCUACUCUGAACCAUAGUUUUCAACACAACAGCAAAGUGACUACCAAACUAUUUCAGAUCAGCAAAGUAAACACUUUCAGUCUGUGUAAAGUUGCUCUUUAGGACUGUUUAAGGAUUGUCGGUUUUUAAAUUCUUUUUUCAACAAAUAAUUCAUAAAUCUUCAGACUUUGUUUCAUUAAACCUAAGCUGUUUCCAAUCUUUUAAGAGAACUUUAAAUGAUUUGUUUAAAAUAACAUGUAUGCUUAUCAUGUCAGAGUAUUCCUCUUUUGCGCAAAAGUCUUUUUCAUGUGUUUUUAUUUGGUAAUUUUUGUCUUCACUGGGUGAUUCUCACACUUCAGGGUUCAAGGACCUUUACGAAGAUGCCUAUUAUGAAUAUCUUGUUUGACUUUAACACUGACUAUAUUUCAUGAUUAAUUUUUUCUGGUAUAAGAAUAAAUAUGUACUUCAUAUACAA
Molecule: messenger RNA, 4562 nt
Organism: Oreochromis aureus
Lineage: Eukaryota; Metazoa; Chordata; Actinopteri; Cichliformes; Cichlidae
Product: deleted in malignant brain tumors 1 protein-like
Exons: 17
Coding region: 155-3952 (1265 amino acids)
Cellular component (GO): membrane
Source: RefSeq, a predicted model, not a curated record